UAAAGUGGAGCAGUGAGAUAAAUGUUAGAACAGUCAAUAAGUAAUUGGUUCUUUUGAUACACAAAUACAUCAAAAAGAAGCAUUUGAAGCUGCCUGGCUUGACGUUCGUGAGGUCUUUUCCGGUAAAGUGAUGAGAGAUGCGCCUUCAUUGGUCUCAGGCGAUUUGGCGGCACGUGCAGAGUGUGGGACUGGCCGAGACGUAUCGCCGUAGACUCUGCGUGUUCAACUACGUGAGAAUAUUCCUGGCUCUGCAGUUCCUGCCAGUAGGUCACAUCAUGGCCGCCGUGCCUUCCGGUAAACUGGCAGAGACGGCGACGACUGAAGCCACCCAUUCACUCACCGCCUAUAUGGAAAGGCAGCGGCUGACGAAUCCCGUUUUGCGGUUGAAGAUUGGUCCAUAUUCAGGCAGACUAUCUGUACCAACAACGAUGCUGAAGGAAUGUUAUCAUGCAUCGACAAACAAAAUAAUUUAUUUAAAUGGGUGGCAUAACCGUCUGAACCAGAAGCUUAGCUGGAGAGAGUGGUCUGGGAUUCCACAGCAUCGAUCGUGCCAUACUUCGCCGGGAGGCCAUGCAUGUUCACCGGAUGGCAGUAGAGUCCGAGGAUCCGGAGAGAGAGGGGGCAACGUUUGUUGUCUGCGGCAAGAAAGGGCGAUUAGGACUCUAGCAGACCAGUACAUGGAUGGGGACACAGGGCAGUGGGAUAUCUCGGCAAGAUCGGAGAUGUGUAUCGUCUUCGGAUGUAAUCUGUUUUUACAUGUAUAUCAGUCUUCAAUCCUUUUUCCUCAGCAAUUGUGGAAUGCUGAUCUAUUAUUGUCAUAUCAUUAAACAUAUUCUUUAAAACAAAUGAAAUGUACA
Molecule: messenger RNA, 857 nt
Organism: Mya arenaria
Lineage: Eukaryota; Metazoa; Mollusca; Bivalvia; Myida; Myidae
Exons: 3
Coding region: 138-827 (229 amino acids)
Source: RefSeq, a predicted model, not a curated record